AUGGGCGAAAUCAAGAAAGGAACAAUCAAGCACCGCAACAAGGAGGGAACUCUCGACGCCUCUGCCCUCCUCUGGCGAGCCCUCACUUCCGAAAAGCCAGAGGUCAUGUGGAAAUACAUCACCAAAGACGCCGUCCUGGUCGAACCAGACCAAAAGGUCUACUCACCACGAAGCGAACCCGCCCUCGACGAAUAUCUCGAGGAGCAGUACGAACCCUGGACCGCAUACAAGAUCCACGACGAGCCCGAGUUUGUCGAGAUUGACCUCAUGGCUUCGGCUCUCAACUACCGCGUCACUUGCUGGAAGCUGCAGAACGGCGAAAUGAACGCGACCGAUGCGUGGUGCCAUAGUGUCUUUAGACAAGGCCCUGGAGGAGAUUGGAAGUGCUGUCUUCACCACAUGGCAAAGAUUUGA
Messenger RNA from Fusarium poae, 414 nucleotides. RefSeq lists its product as uncharacterized. The coding region runs from base 1 to 414 and encodes 137 amino acids. The record is from RefSeq and is a predicted model, not a curated record. The transcript has a single exon. Lineage: Eukaryota; Fungi; Ascomycota; Sordariomycetes; Hypocreales; Nectriaceae.